This is a messenger RNA of Stegodyphus dumicola, 823 nucleotides long. Its product is annotated as adipokinetic hormone/corazonin-related peptide receptor variant I-like. Lineage: Eukaryota; Metazoa; Arthropoda; Arachnida; Araneae; Eresidae. Gene Ontology annotation, biological process: cellular response to hormone stimulus; G protein-coupled receptor signaling pathway. The record is from RefSeq and is a predicted model, not a curated record. Gene Ontology annotation, cellular component: plasma membrane. Gene Ontology annotation, molecular function: vasopressin receptor activity; peptide binding.
CGCUUGCACAAGUGUAGUCUGUAGUUUGCCAAACAGUGUCAUUUUUCACGUAGAAAACCAUCCUGAUUAUCCACAGUUUCUGCAGUGUGUCAGUUUCAACUUUUUUCCUUCGCUUUAUCACAAGAUGGUGUACAAUAUCUUCUGUCUGUUAGCUCUAUAUGGAGUGCCUUUGUUAAUUAUAAUUGCGUGUUAUUCUCGCAUACUUUGGGAAAUUUCAAGAAGAUCCAGAGAGUCUGAUGGAGACUUAUCCCAGGAACCUCGCUACAGACAACGAUUGUGUCUCAGAAGGUCUGACAUCGCCCAUAUUGAAAGAGCCCGCGCAAGAACUCUCCGAAUGACAAUUAUUAUUGUACUGACAUUUUUUGGGUGUUGGACACCUUAUGUAGUCAUAGUGUUGUGGUACGUUUUCGAUCCAGUUUCUGCAGAUAAAGUAGAUUCCCGCAUUCAGUCUUCGUUGUUCAUGUUCGCAGUAUCUAAUUCUUGCGUCAACCCUCUCGUCUACGGGAGUUAUGUCCUCAAUUUCAAGCAGGUUUUUAAGAACAUCUUUUGCAGAAAACAAGCAUCAAACAUCGGAUCUGCGAACCACACUCAGAUUACUACACCAGCUAAACGGAUACCCAUCAGAGAACCAAUUCAGAAGGCUAUAUCCGUGCAUUUGAGUUUGAAUGGGAUAGAUACAUAUUCAUCCUUGGUGAAGAAGGAAGACAUACUUAUCAUGUCAAAUCUGCAACAUCAUAACAGCUGUGGGAAGCUGCCGAAUGAAAGCCGAACAUGCUGUUCAAAGACUAAAAUCGAAGCUAAUAUUCAUAGUCUAGAUCGUUAA